UCAUGACUCGCCCAUAAAAUCCCGAAUCACCCGACUGGUUUUUCACAUCCUAACUCCUUGGUGAUUAAACACUUCUUCUUCUCCAACCACAUCGAUGGGUUCUCGCUACGAGGUAGAAGUUAAGAUCGAAUCUGCCAAAAACCUGAAGAACGUGAACUGGCGUCACGGCCCCAAUCGCCCGUACGCCGUCGUUUGGGUUGACCCCAAGAACAAGUGCUCCACGAAGGUCGACGAAUCUGGCGAUACCGACGCCUAUUGGGAUGAAACCCUCCGCAUCCCUUUGCCUUCUGGUCCCAUUGAGGACCUCACUCUCUACAUCGACGUCGUCCACGCCGGCUCCGAGGAGGACACCAAGCCGCUCAUUGGCUCGGCUAAGCUUAAGCUCGACGAGGUUCUUCAAGAGGUCGGAAUCGGCGAUCGCGCCACCCGUAGCUUGACCCUCAAGCGACCGUCGGGAAGGCCACAAGGUAAGGUAGACGUGGGAGUUUCGAUCAGAGAAAUAGGCUACCCUGCGCCUGGUUUGUAUUACACUCCCCCUUACGGAGUACCACCGUCGUCGGGAUCGCGUGAUUACUACGGAGCACCGCCGCAAGAUCCAUACUAUUCAGCGCCGCCACCGGCUGGGUACCCAUACAGCGGAUACAAUGCGCCGUCGCAGCCCCCAAUGGCCUACGGACAGCCGAAUUACAGUUAUGAUCAGGGGAGUCAGCCGGCGUAUGUACGGGAGGAGAAGAAGAGCAAGUUUGGUGGGAUGGGGACGGGAUUGGCUGUGGGCGCAGUGGCUGGAGCUUUGGGUGGACUCGCACUUGCAGAAGGAUUUGAUGCUUUGGAGGAUCAUGCUGCAGACGAAGCCGCAGAGAAAGUCGAGGAGGAUCUUGCUAGUGGAGACGACUUCUAGAAGGAAGCAUGGUCCAGCUUGAUUGUCAAUAAAGUCUUUUGAAUGGUUUUUUUC
Messenger RNA from Neltuma alba, 952 nucleotides. Its product is annotated as protein SRC2-like. Gene Ontology annotation, biological process: defense response. The record is from RefSeq and is a predicted model, not a curated record. NCBI's taxonomy places the organism in Eukaryota, Viridiplantae, Streptophyta, Magnoliopsida, Fabales, Fabaceae. The transcript has a single exon. Bases 95 to 898 code for a protein of 267 amino acids.